This is a messenger RNA of Cydia strobilella, 2251 nucleotides long. RefSeq names its product homeobox protein Nkx-2.1-like. The transcript is spliced from 7 exons. Gene Ontology annotation, cellular component: nucleus. Gene Ontology annotation, molecular function: RNA polymerase II cis-regulatory region sequence-specific DNA binding; DNA-binding transcription factor activity, RNA polymerase II-specific. Bases 208 to 1023 code for a protein of 271 amino acids. The record is from RefSeq and is a predicted model, not a curated record. Gene Ontology annotation, biological process: regulation of transcription by RNA polymerase II; cell differentiation. NCBI's taxonomy places the organism in Eukaryota, Metazoa, Arthropoda, Insecta, Lepidoptera, Tortricidae.
AGCAGAACCUGUCGCAGCUGCAACUGCAGCACAGCACGCCUUUCUCCGUGACCGACAUCCUGUCGCCGAUCGAGGAGUAUCGCAAGCUGGAGCUCGCCAACAACCCGCCGUCGCCGUACAGACGCUGAGCGGCGCACCCCGCACACGCACCCGGCCCCGUCGGCCCGUCGGCCUCGUUGGCCCCGUCGGACUCUAGAGGCCUAGGACAUGCAGGACCCGGUCUGGUUCGGGCACGAGCUGCCGCGCAGCCUCUUGUACCAUAUCGAUGCUGAGACGGCUAAGUCAAACUCCUCCGGCAGCAGCAUCAACUCCCCGCUCGGCGGGGGCUCGUGCAUGGCGGGCAACCCGUACGGCGUGCCGCUGUACGGGCAACCCGUGCAGGGCUAUGGCUGCGCGCCUUCGGACCUGCCGCACUACGGAGACAUGCGCGGGGCCUCGUGGUACCCUGCAUCCAACGACCCCAGGUUUGCCAUUUCCAGGCUGAUGACGUCCACGUCGGGCGGCAUGGGGCACGUCAACAACAUGGGAGGCCUAGCCGCGUGCGCCGGCCCUGACGCCAAGCCCAUGCAGUUCCCUCUCGCGCAGAGGAGGAAGCGGAGAGUGCUAUUCACGCAGGCACAGGUGUACGAAUUGGAGCGAAGGUUUAAACAGCAGAAGUACCUGUCGGCGCCCGAGCGGGAACACCUCGCGUCGCUCAUACACCUCACGCCGACGCAGGUUAAAAUUUGGUUUCAAAACCACCGUUACAAGUGCAAGCGGCAAGCCAAGGAGAAAGCCAUGGCGGAGCAGAACCAGCACAACCAGUCGUCCUCAUCCCCCCGGAGGGUAGCCGUCCCAGUCCUCGUGAAGGACGGCAAGCCGUGCGGCUCGGGCGAGUCGUCCUCUCCCGCGCACUGCGCCACGCCGACCUCCGGCUACGCGCAGCCCCAGGCGGCUUGUUCCAACCCGCUGGCGUCCUACCGCCAGCCCGCCUACCAGCAGCAGUGCUCCGGCUACCUCCCCCUACAGGGCCGGGCGUGGUAGAAGUUCCCCCAGCUUUAUCAUGAGACCAUGUUCAAGGAGGAGAUGUAUUUUGAUUAGGGAGUAGGUGACGCGGUUUGGCUGGGCGACAAAUGAUUUUUCUCACAAAACGUAACGAUUUUGAAACUCGUUGUGCAAUGUAUUUAUUGAAAAAUAUAACAUAGGCAUAUAAUGUAAAUUUUUAAAUCUUGCAAUCUAAAGAUUUUACUAAAACUUGACAUUUCUACGAACAGUGUUGCAUGUUAAUAAAAUAACCACAAAUUUGGUUGUUUUCUCCAAAUGUUUGGCCGAACCGCGUUUUAAAAUGGUGUCUCCCUCAAGAACAUUGUCUCGGAUGAGGCCUGGCGGAACGAUCUGCCAAAAGACAGUGACUUUAGUGACUCAGUGAAGUGACAGUAGUGUUUCUUAUCGGGCGGAGGGUAUGUACAUAGUUAGACGUAAUUAAGCGCAGUUAAGGAUUUGACUCUUUUCUUUGUGAUAUACUUGUAACAUUCUUUUAAUGAUGUAGUUUUUCUGCUUUUCGGAUUUGAAACUCGUUAAGCACUCAGUUUCUAAGAGUUCAAAUGCAUUAGCCACAAAGUAGCACGAAACGGUCACCAAGUGACAUGUCUUGUUUUCACGAAAUGAAAAUUAUUUUUGUCGAGAAUUUUCAAUAUCGUAUAAUUUUUUUAACUCUAUAUUAACAACCUAAAUAUGAUGCCAUUGGCAACUUAAUCUUUUGUUCAAAAACAACUUUCAAAUUUAUCUACGUCUCCAGUGAUUUAAAACAAUUUCAGUGAUAUUACAGUGGUUUUAUUUAUAACAGGUAAAAUCAAGGAACGGCUUUUUUUACUUACCUACUCCCUUCACACUUAACAGGCAAUCGUCGUGAUUCUGAUUGACAUGAACUUAAUUUUGACGUGGUUGAUACAUUUAGGUUUCAUGACAAAAUGCUGCCGGUUUUAUACCUACUGUGUACACGUGUUUUGACAGUGUCUUAUCGAGUUAGAGGAAUAGACAGCUUUUGAUAAAAAUGUGUCUUCUCAGUGAUAUUCAUACAACUUUUAAGAUCAUGUUUUAUUAAGAAAAAAAAAAAACAGUUACAUUUUUUGGUGGAUAAAUAUCUUCUUGAUUUUUUAUGAAUGUUACGAAGUUGACGUCACUAUUCCUUUAUAUUAUACGAAUAGUAUUUGAGUAUUCCGUAUCAACGGGUCCCAAGCAAUAGUAGUAUAAGCUAAAUAAAGUGGAUAUU